AUGGAAGGAUCGAAAACAGAACAGCCAGAAGUGGCAACAGAAAAAGUGGUAGAAACCGAAACAAAAAUAGAAACGGUAGCAGAAACGGCAGCAGAAACGGCAGUGGAAACAGAAACGGAAGAAACUUCAGUGAUGACAGCAACAGAUAAGGAAAGAGAUUCCAACACGUCAAACUAUAUCAGACUUCGUGGUUUGCCGUUUUCGGCUAAAGAAGAUGACGUCCGAGCAUUUCUGGAAGGUUUGGAAGUAAGAUCGGUGACAUUUACAUUGACAUCGAUGGGUCGAGCGAGCGGCGAAUGUUAUGUUGAAUUAGCGGAUAAAGCUGCGGCAGAGGAGGCAAAGCGCUUUGAUAAGCAAGAAAUGAAUAAUCGCUACAUUGAAGUAUUCAACGUAACGGAAAGUGAAGUGGUUUGGAUGACUCGACAUAAUGUGAUUCGCAAAGGUGAUCAAGAUGCACCUUAUAAUUUUGUUGUUAGGCUUCGAGGCAUACCAUUCAGUGCAACGAAUGAUGAUGUGAAGGAUUUCUUCAGCGGAUUGGAAGUGGCAGAUGUUGUCAUCGACAAGGAGCUGGGGGGUCGCCCAUCUGGGGAGGCAUUCGUACGGUUCGCCAGCAAACAGCAUGCGGAGAUGGCCCUGGAACGGAACAGAAACAACAUGGGUUCGAGAUAUGUGGAAGUUUUUCGAAGUUCCGGUGAUGAAUUGGAGAAAUCAAGGGAGGGUCAUAUUGCACCACCGACAUCUUUGCGAAGUCUUGCUGUUGACCGCAGUUUUCCAGCACCACGUUCCGAACCUAUACCUCUGCGCUUUGCUACAGCGAGGCUUGGUGGUGCACGCCCUUAUCGAAGAGAGGAGUAUGGAGGUCCAUUGAGAAAUGUCGGUAUGUGUCGUCCUCGUUCUGGCCCUUACGAAGUGUCAUACAGUCGUUACCCGCGUUUUCAAGACUACAGUUAUGAAGAUGAUUUUGAUUGCGAUGAUCCAUCCAAAAUAUACAUGAGGGGUCUUCCGUAUAGUGCAAAUGCGCUUGAUAUCGAAGAUUUCUUCAAGCCAUUGAAUUGUGUCGAAAUUCAGCUGGGUUUCAACGAAGAUCGCCGUCCAUCUGGUGAUGCAUGUGUGAUUUUUGGAACAGUAGCUGAAGCGCGAGACGCUAUGUCCAGAAACAAACAGUGCAUCGGUAAUCGAUAUAUUGAACUGUUUACUGCCACUGAUGUACCGAUUACGCAAAAAUAUGUCAUAUAUCGAAGAAUUGGUGGUACAGGUGACUAUCCAUCAGCAGUAAGUGGUGGAGGUUCUCGCGGUCCAACAGCACUAAAUCGCGUUAAUUGCGGUGGGUAUGACGAGUGGGUUGAUAACGAUGUCGGAAAUGGACGCUAUUCAAGUAUUCAGGGCAAGCCAGUUUCAUUGAAUCGUGUUGGAUAUACAACGAGUGAUCCUGCUGAGGUUGGUGGAGCUGAAGGAUGGUCAGAUGCUGAUUCGGGUAGAGGCUAUACGACAGGAUACAGUAGUUCCACGGCAGGAUACAAUGCGAGCUAUGCUACAGGAGGACAGCAGUACUAUAACGAUGAAUAUGAAGGGAAACAGUCUUCAUAUGGUUGCCAGUGGAGCAGUUCUGGUGGUUCGGUGAAAACCAGUUGGUAA
Molecule: messenger RNA, 1635 nt
Organism: Cercopithifilaria johnstoni
Lineage: Eukaryota; Metazoa; Nematoda; Chromadorea; Rhabditida; Onchocercidae
Source: the annotation of a GenBank genome assembly